Messenger RNA from Ochotona curzoniae (black-lipped pika), 2499 nucleotides. Its product is annotated as protocadherin beta-2-like. The record is from RefSeq and is a predicted model, not a curated record. Gene Ontology annotation, molecular function: calcium ion binding. Gene Ontology annotation, biological process: homophilic cell-cell adhesion. Bases 1 to 2499 code for a protein of 832 amino acids. NCBI's taxonomy places the organism in Eukaryota, Metazoa, Chordata, Mammalia, Lagomorpha, Ochotonidae. Gene Ontology annotation, cellular component: plasma membrane. The transcript has 2 exons.
AUGGAGGCCUGGAGGGGAAAGGCACACGCCCUGAAACAAAGGCAAGUCUUGACAUUCUUUGUUUUGAUGGGCAUAGCUCAGGGUGCUUCGGAGCCUGGGCGCUAUUCGGUGGCCGAGGAAACUGAGAGUGGCUCUUUUGUGGCCAAUGUGUUAAAAGACCUGGGGCUGGAGGUAGGAGAACUGGCUGCGCGGGGGGCCCAGAUCAUUUCCAAAGGGAAAAAAAUAGGUUUGCGGUUGGACAGGCAGACCGGGGAUUUGCUAUUAAGUGAGAAGCUGGACCGGGAGGCAUUGUGCGGCCCCACGGAGCCCUGUGUGCUGCCUUUGCAGGUACUACUGGAAAAACCCUUGCAGUUUUUUCAGGCCGAGCUGCGCAUUAGGGAUAUAAAUGAUCACUCUCCCGUUUUUCUGGACAAGGAAAUCAUUUUGAAAAUCCCAGAGAGUCUGUCUCCUGGAACUACUUUCCUAAUAGAAGGUGCCCAGGACUCAGACAUAGGAAGUAAUGGUCUCCAAAACUACACCAUCAGCCCCAAUUUCCACUUCCACCUGAAGCUACAAGCGAGCCCCGAUGGCAUGAUGCUGCCGCCUCAGCUGGUGCUGGACAAAGCCCUGGAUCGCGAGGAGGAGGCUGAGAUCAGGUUGAUUCUCACAGCUCUGGACGGCGGGACGCCAUCCAGGUCUGGCACCGCCCUGGUCCGCAUAGAAGUCCUAGACAUCAAUGACAAUGCCCCUGAGUUCACACAGAUGCUCUAUGAGGUGCAAGUGCCAGAGAACAGCCCCGUGGGCUCCCAGGUGGCCACUGUUCUCGCUAGGGAUUUAGACGAUGGAGCCUAUGGAGAAAUAUCUUACGUAUUUUCCCAAGCCUCUGAGGAUGUUCGCAAAACAUUUCAAAUAAAAGAAAAGUCCGGUGAGCUCAUUCUAAACCAGGAACUGGAUUUCGAAUCAAUCAAGACUUACACAGUCACGAUUCAGGCCACUGACGGUGGAGGACUCUCCGGAAGUUGCGUGGUACAUGUUCAGGUGAUGGAUUUGAAUGACAACCCUCCAGAACUGACCAUCUCCACACUCAUUACUCAGAUCCCAGAAAACUCGGAGGAGACUGUGGUGGCUGUGUUCAGCGUUUCAGAUCCUGACUCGGGAGACAACGGAAGAAUCGUGUGCUCCAUCCAAGAUGAUGUGCCUUUCUUCCUGAAACCGUCUGUGGAGAACUUCUACACUCUCGUGGCAAACGCAGCACUGGACAGGGAGGCCAGGGCUCAGUACACCAUCACCAUCACCAUCUCAGACCUGGGCACGCCCAGGCUGCAGAGCCAGCACAACGUGACAGUGCACGUGUCCGACGUCAACGACAACGCGCCCACCUUCAGCCAGGCCCUGUACACUCUGUUCGUGCUGGAGAACAACAGCCCCGCGCUGCACAUCGGCAGCGUGAGCGCCAGCGACAGAGACGCGGGCACCAACGCCCAGCUCACCUACUCGCUGCUCACACAAGACCAGCAGGUGGACGUGGGCGCGCUGGUGGCCCUGGACGCGGCGAGCGGGCAGCUGUUCGCGCUGCGCGCGCUCGACUACGAGACCCUGCGCGCCUUCGAGUUCGGCGUGCGCGCGUCGGACGGCGGGUCUCCGGCGCUGAGCGGCGAGGCGCGCGUGCGCGUGGUGCUGCGCGACGCCAACGACCACGCGCCGCGCGUGCUGUACCCGCCGCGCAACGGCUCUGCGGCGGGCGCGUGCCCCGAGCUGGUGCCGCGCGGCGCCGAGGCGGGCUACGUGGUGAGCAAGGUGGUGGCGGUGGACGGCGACUCGGGCCGCAACGCGUGGCUGUCGUACGAGCUGCUGCAGGCCACGGAGCCCGGGCUGUUCGGCGUGUGGGCGCACAGCGGCGAGGUGCGCACGGCGCGGCCUGUGAGCGAGCGCGACGCGCCGCAGCAGCGGCUGCUGGUGCAGGUGCGCGACCACGGCGAGCCGCCGCUCUCGGCCAGCGUGGCGCUGCACGUGCUGCUGGUGGACGGCUUCUCGCAGCCCUACCUGCCGCGGCCCGACGCGCCGGAGGGGCAGGCGGGGCAGGCGGGGCAGGCGGGUGUGGGGGGUUUGGGGGGCGAGGCUGGGCAGGCGGAGGCGCUGACGGUGUCGCUGGUGGUGGCGCUGGCGGCGGUGUCUUCUCUGUUCUUGGCGUCUGUGUUGGCGCUGGUGGCCGCGCGGCUGUGUGGGCGCGGCGGGGCCGGGGCUGGGGCUGUGGCGGUGGGGUCAGGGUGUGGGGUGUCUGUGGCCGAGGGCCGCUUCUUCCCUGCCGGGGCUGGGUGUGGUGGUGUGGGUCCUCUGGUGGACGUGGGCGGGGCGGGGACGCUGUCGCAGAGCUACCAGUAUGAGGUGUGUGUGAGUGGAGGGAGUGGGACUGGUGAGUUCAAGUUCAUGAAGCCGAUUAUUCCCAGCUUGCUGGUUCAUGAUUCAGUGAGGGUUGAUGAAGCAAACCCUAGUUUCAGGGAUAGUUUUGAAUAUAAUUAA